Molecule: messenger RNA, 1293 nt
Organism: Phytophthora nicotianae INRA-310
Lineage: Eukaryota; Oomycota; Peronosporomycetes; Peronosporales; Peronosporaceae
Exons: 1
Coding region: 50-1225 (391 amino acids)
Biological process (GO): protein import into peroxisome matrix
Cellular component (GO): peroxisomal membrane
Molecular function (GO): zinc ion binding
Source: RefSeq, a predicted model, not a curated record
AAGGCAUUUUCAUGAUGAUGAAGCACUUCUCAAAAUCAGCGAGGCCAGAAUGACGACGUCCAAAGCUGCAGACGCGUUCCCGGCGGCCGGUGCGUGCGCAGAGCUGCUUCUGGCAGAUAAUAAGGAUGCGGUGUACGAGAGUGAGCUCAAGAAUUUGCUGCGUGAAGUGCUGGAGCGCGGCUGCGGGGCCCACCUACUGUCGCAGCUCCUGCCGGAGCUGGCAGCGAUUUCUUCUCUGCUCUACUACGGUCUGUCCAUCGGCAUGCAGCAGCCCGGUCAGACGCUGGGCGAAGAAUUUUGCGAUAUUACCCGCGUCACCAAGCCAGGUUCUGGGCCUGUGGCGCCUGUGCGGCUUCGACGUCACACACUAUGGCUCGCGUGCGCCGUGCUGCCUCGGUACCUGGCCGCGCGAUCCCAAAGCGGCUGGAAAAACUUAAGUCAUCUGACCCGCACGCCGAGGGAGCGUAUGGAGCAGCAGCUUCGUCUUCGGCAAGAAGAUGCGGUAGCAGCGACGGCAACAUCAAAUACAGACGAGAGUCUAGUGGCUACGUUGACACCCCAGCGGCUACUUCAGCAAUUUGACCGAGUAGUAUCAAGGCUCAAGGCUAUGGGUGCAUGGAUCGAGAACGAUUUGUUCCCCGCAUCGUACGAAUUCAGCUUGGCUUGUGUACAGCAAUGGGGGACGCACGCUCACCUCGCAGUUUUUUAUGUGUUCGCACGGUACCUGCACUUGGCGAAACGAAUAGCCAAUAUCCAGUAUAUCUUCGUUCGGAAGGACUUGAUGCCCGGUAUGAACCUGUCCCUGCUCGGGUAUAUGAUGUCGCUUCGGUUACUCGCCACAGCGACAAUCGAGCUUAAGCGCUUACAUGGACACCACAAACAGGAGAAGAAGCUGCGCCAACAGGAGGCGAGGAACGCAGCCGGUAUCCCCGCGACCCCGUUUUCUCACUCGGAGAGAGUCCCUACGUCACUUUCAUUUGUGAAUUCAAACUCGGUGGCUUCUCAUCAACAAUCCAAAGGUGGGAGCGUUGGAAAGAGUCGCCAAUCCCGACGAAAAUGUGCACUCUGUUUGGGCGAACGAGUAUCCCCAGCCGUCACCCCGUGUGGCCACGUAUUUUGCUGGGAGUGCGUCGUGGGCUGGUGCCAGAAGAACAAAGCUGAAUGCCCGCUCUGCCGUCAGGAAACUCACCCUCAGCAGAUCAAGUGCGUGUAUAACUACGUCUGACAAAACUUGUGAGAAGGUGGCAGCUUGCACAAUAAACGUAUAAAUGCAAUAGUGAUUUUCGGUGCUCU